GCUUCACACAGAGGCACACCUUCACCAUUGCUUUAGUCAAAAUUGCAAAAAUUUGUCUGGUGAAAUAGAAGAUGGGUUUUGAGGACGCAUCCCAAGUUUGCACCGGUAUCUUGUCCUCCUCUGAUACCGGCAAGAAGACGACUGCUCUCUCAUUGAAUUCCAUUAUCAAUCUCGACCAUGGUGAUCCUACAAUGUUUGAACCGUACUGGAGGAACCUGGGGGAGAAAUGUAAGCUGGUGAUUUCGGGCUCUGAUGUGAUGAGCUACUUCAGUGACCCCGGAAACAUAUGCUGGUUUUUGGAGCCCAAGCUCGCCAAUGCCAUCCGAGUGUUGCACCGGUUGGUGGGGAAUGCAGUGGCGGAAGAUCGCCACAUCCUGGUGGGGACUGGCUCAACGCAGCUAUUCCAGGCGGCCUUGUUUGCGCUCUCUACUCCUGAUGCUCCUGAGCCCAUUAGCGUUGUAUCUACCGCCCCUUACUACUCGUCAUUCAAGGAGGAGGUGGAGUUUCUUCGUUCUGGUCUGUACAAAUGGCAAGGUGAUGCCAAAACCUUCCACAAGGAAGGACCUUACAUUGAGGUGGUGACUUCACCAAGCAAUCCUGAUGGAACAAUUAGAAGAGCUGUGGUGAAUCGUGAAGGAGGCAAGCUGAUUCAUGAUCUUGCUUAUUACUGGCCUCAAUAUACCCCGAUCACUGGUGCUGCCGAUCAUGACGUUAUCUUGUUUACCUUCUCCAAGUGCACUGGGCAUGCCGGUUCUCGAAUUGGAUGGGCGAUUGUCAAAGAUGAGCAGGUGGCCAGGAGGAUGACGAAGUUUAUGGAGCUGAGCAGCAUUGGAGUGUCAAAAGAAUCCCAGCUCCGAGCUGCAAAGAUUCUCGAGGUACUUAACGCUGGUCUGCAAAACGGUAGUGGCUCAGAGAACUUCUUUGAAUAUGGCCGUCACAUCAUGGCCAAACGAUGGUUUGAACUACGGUAUAUAGUGAAAAGCAAUAGCAAGAUUUUUGGUCUGCCAGAAUAUCCGGUGGAGUUCUGCAACUUCAGCAAAGGAACAACCAUAGCACACCCUGCUUUUGCCUGGUUGGAGAGUAAGCAGGACGAAGAUAUAGAGAAACUCCUGAGGGCACAUAAGAUGCUGUGCAGAACAGGAACUCGCUUUGGGUCGGAACAGAAGUAUGUGAGGAUAAGUAUGCUUAGUCGGGACGAGGUGUUCGACGAAUUCUUGGAGAGAUUGGCUGCAAUCAAAGGAGGCACUGAGAAUCAGUAAAGAAGGUCUAAACCCUGAGCUUUGAAUAACAAAGCAGCAAGCCUUGAUUAGGAUAUAGUUUGUAAUUGUAUCGCGAUACCGUUAACUACAAUCACCGUAGUUAACUCUUGUCGCAGAUGUAGCCUUUGAUGAGUCUGGUUUUGUUUUUGUCUCAACGACUGUUUCCCUUUGAUGGUAUGUAGCUAAUUCUAAAGCAAUGUGUCAAUGUUGUUCUUCUCCUCAUGCGUCAAUGAAAUAUUAAAAUUAGA
Messenger RNA from Rubroshorea leprosula, 1507 nucleotides. NCBI's taxonomy places the organism in Eukaryota, Viridiplantae, Streptophyta, Magnoliopsida, Malvales, Dipterocarpaceae. The record is from the annotation of a GenBank genome assembly.